This is a messenger RNA of Trichomonas vaginalis G3, 1491 nucleotides long. RefSeq lists its product as uncharacterized. The record is from RefSeq and is a predicted model, not a curated record. The coding region runs from base 1 to 1491 and encodes 496 amino acids. The transcript has a single exon. Lineage: Eukaryota; Parabasalia; Trichomonadida; Trichomonadidae.
AUGUCGCAAGUUCCGCAAUAUCAAGCUAUUUAUAACGCAGUUUGUACCUUUGAAAUGCAUAACAUACCUAGACAAAUCCUCUUUUCAUACAUAGCGAUGAUUGUCCAGGCAAUGUAUAGCGGAACUUCGAAGAAGGCUUUUAUUACACAAAUUUUAUCGCAAAAUUUUCCUUCCACUUUUAGAAUUAAAAUACAGGAUUUAAUGCAACACGCUUUCGCAAUUUUCGAUAUACUACCAAAAGCAAAACAAGUUGUUAUCAGCAAACAAAAUGAAGUCCUCAUAAAUAAUUCCGACGAUGAAGGCCAAAAUGAAGCCCCGCCGCCCCCACCACCACCUCCGGGACCGGCAAAGAGAAUAUCUUUAUCUUAUAUUGAAGUUAAAGUUCCUCUCUCUCAAAAUCCAGGGGUUUUGAUAUUCAACAACGUCUCAAGAUCCGUUGCUAUUGGUAGUGAAGGCCAAACUACAGAACAUAUGAGCGAAUCAAUCCGUUUUAUUUCAGAUUUACAGAUUUACAUGGAUACAACGUUCGAAACUCUUGUCCGAUCUGAUCAGACAUACAGAUCCAUGCUGUAUGCCGGACAGAGCGACGGAAUUUUAUACAGAAGUGCAGUUUUGGAAUUAUACGGAAAUUAUGGACGAGAAAUUCUUGCAUUUCCUCGUGAAGUAGUUGAACCCGUUCUCAAGGAAAGAUGCAUGAGCGUUAUAUCGGAUGUAUUUAGCGGCAGAACCCAUACAGAAGAGAAAGUUGAUUUAAUGACGAAUCACGUACCAAAGUUUGACUUUUCACCUACGGUUUCUUUCUCAACCCAAAAGUCUCCCAUCAAAUUCUCAUUCAGUGCUCGCUCAACAUUAGUUGCCGACUUAUUACAUCGAAUCGGAACACUUCACUCGAAACAACUGAUCUCCUUUUUAGACACAAUGAUGCCAUUAUUCGUUAUUACGCGCACCGAUGAGCGGAUUUGCAUCAUUGGAACAGAUGCAAUUUCGAAUGCUUUGUAUUUGUUCUCAAAAUGCGCAACAGCCAUCGACAGCUUCUUCGGAUCAGCACUUCCAGAAGAUCCCAGUCUCGCGGACAUCAUUAGGGCCGCGGAAUGUGAAGCAGCGAACAAAUAUUCACCAGUUACAGACACGCACAUCGAAGAAUUUCUCGAGGACUUCUUGAAGAAGUUCUUCGCAUUCGAGUACAAGUUCUACGAGCUCGUGGAAGAGGCGGAGAACAGAUACGGACGUGCUUCGAAGGCUUUGUUCACUUUGACAAUGUAUAUUACACAACUCGACGCUCUUUGCUCGAGAUUUGCUGCACAAUACAAAUUGUCGAAGUUUGGAACACUCGCAAAGUUCUUCUCAAGAGCACAUGGACCUCACGCAAAAGAAUCACUUGAAGCAAGGUUCCCAACUUAUUUGAAGAAGUCCCAGAAUUUGUUACUUUCCCCUCUUGUCAAAAUUGAGAUGAGCUCAGAUGAACCAGACGCUGUAAUUACUCCAAUAUAA